Molecule: messenger RNA, 1400 nt
Organism: Platichthys flesus (European flounder)
Lineage: Eukaryota; Metazoa; Chordata; Actinopteri; Pleuronectiformes; Pleuronectidae
Gene: lactb2
Product: lactamase, beta 2
Exons: 7
Coding region: 113-976 (287 amino acids)
Cellular component (GO): mitochondrial matrix
Molecular function (GO): single-stranded RNA binding; RNA endonuclease activity
Source: RefSeq, a predicted model, not a curated record
ACCACUUCCUGUUUGCUUCCUGGUUGCUUCUUGUUUCCAGUACUCCCACUUUCUCUUCGUUGUGUGUUUGUUCUGUGAUUCUCCGGUGAACCACGGGAGUCCGGCCGCGGUCAUGAGCGCCGUCAUUCCCCGGAUCGAGCAACUCUCCGCCCGGGUGGUCCGGGUGCUGGGCUGCAACCCGGGACCGAUGACUCUGCAGGGGACCAACACCUACCUGGUCGGCACCGGGCAAAGACGCGUGCUGAUCGACACGGGAGAAUGUGACCGGCCUGAAUACAUCAGCAGUCUGAAACAUGCUUUGACCCAGUUCAACACCAGCAUCCAGGAGAUCAUCAUCACUCACUGGCAUCACGACCACACGGGAGGCGUGGAGGACAUCUGCAGGGACAUCGCCGGUUCUGAUGUGAGAGUCAGUAAACUGCCUCGCACCGGGCAGGUCGGAGAGUCGGCUGGAGAGAAGAGCUACACCUUCCUCAAGGACGGAGACCUCGUCCAGACAGAGGGGGCUACGCUCAAAGUGCUGUUCACCCCGGGUCACAGCGAUGACCACAUGGCCCUGCUGCUGGAGGAGGAGCAGGCGCUCUUCUCUGGGGACUGCAUCCUGGGCGAGGGCACGGCUGUGUUCGAGGACCUGUACGACUACAUGAGAUCCCUGGAGGUCUUGCUGGACUCUCAGGCCGACCUCAUCUACCCCGGUCACGGCCCCGUGGUUCAGGACGCCGGCUUGAAGAUCAGACACUACAUCAGCCACCGGCAGCAAAGAGAGCAGCAGAUCCUGGCGGCCAUUCAGGACGGAGCAGGAAAACCCUUCUCCUCCAUGGAGCUCGUGAAGAUCGUGUAUAAAGACACCCCUGAACACCUGCACAGGGCAGCUAAUAUCAACUUGGUCCAUCACUUAAAGAAACUGGAGAAAGAAGGACAGAUUUGCUUGACUGAUGAGUCCUCAGAGAACAUCAAAUGGAAGAGUAACCUGUGAUGUUCACAGAGACAAUAAAGAAACAGACUCUAGAGCGUUUUUCAGACAUGUCCUGCACAGACGCUGCUCAGAUAUAUUCCAAUCUCCCACUAGAGGGCAGCAUCUGCUAAGUCAUUUUACUGGGUGAUAACUUGAGGAGUAACAUUUUAAGCUUUGCAUUUUUGUUCCUGCAAAAUUAACCAAGAAUGUUUAAAAGAUAAAAUUCUAAUGUGAAUAAAGUUGAAUGUGAAUGUGUGUUGGUGAACUUAAAGCAAAGAAUCCUCAUCAUUGUGCUGCUGGUUAUUGUUCUGACCACAAAUGAGGAUGAUUGUGUGUUUGUGAUAAUUAAGAGAUCAUUCUGAAGCAGAUAGUGAUAUAUAUCUAUAUUCUGAUAACUAAUAAUACAAAUUACUAAUGUAAAUAAAUAUAUUUGUUGUGAACCUUU